GAGUCUCCUGCUGCCAGACUGUGUGUUAACAUCAAAGUGGACCAAAUCAGGAACACCGUGUGAUUCCUAAGACGUCUUCUUUUUUGUCCACUGCCUGUUGUGCACAAUGAAAAUUUGCAACAGAAUAUCCUACCUGCUGUUCACGCUUAUCUACAUUUCAUUACACACAGUUCUGAAUGCACAACAACUCAAAAUGUUGGCUGAAAUGUCUGCAUCUAUUGGAAAUGAUGUCACCAUACCCUGCCAAUUAAUCCAGCAGCCAGAGAAUACAAGUAUUACUCAGGUUCAGUGGACUCUCCAGCAACCAGAAAAAGAAGGUUUCCCCAUUAUUGUUUGUAACAGCCAGUAUGGGGUGAAUAUUCCCAAGUCUCGACUGAGCCAGAGGGUGAAGUUGGCAGAACAAGCGUUGAUGAUUCAGGCUGUGGAAAUGGCAGACGCGGGGUCGUACACCUGCAGCAUUUCCACCUUUCCCAGUGGUAAAUUUGAAGGAACCACCAAACUUGUUGUUGAAGGUGAGAUGGUGAGAUUACCAAGACUGAUCGCUUUUGGAGUAUUCUUGCUGAUAAAUGGGGCCAUGAUAGCCACAACUUAUUUCAUUAUUAGAAGAAGAAGACAUAAGGCUGCCUUUGAGCAUCGGGUCUACACAGAUACAGUUGAAACACUGAUGUUAGACUGAAAGAGGUACAAGAUCUUUUCUGCAGUGAUGUCGAGUUCAAACCAUCCUGAAAUGUACCUCAUCCUCCACUGACAAGCAUAAAGAGACUCAGGAUGUUAUGCUUCAAAUGAAGAUACACUUUUACAUCACUCAUUACAACAGUUACAUCUUCAUAGUAAUGAAUACAUGAAGAGAAGCCUACUGGUCUAUAUUUCCCUUAAAGCUUUUUUUUCCUUGCCUCAAUGCAUGCCUGCCAAAAGGGUAGUAAAUGCAUGCUUAGUUCUGUGGUUUAAAGCAAACAUUGGCCAAUCUUUGCAUUACAGAAAAGUAAUGCAAUUUACAAUUUCACAAUUUGCCCAAAGAGAGGAGGUCAUAGGAAGUAUUCCUGCAUUGCACAUUCCCAGAAGGGACAUCACUUAAGGGUGUUUGGGGGCAGCAGUGGCCCAAAAUGUGGAAGGUUUAAUGGGUGUUAGAGUUGUCACUGCAAUAUAUGAUUGGCCACCACGGAGCUCCAUAUAUUUGCCUGGUUUGUUUCUCCCGAUGCUGUACCUCUGUGAAAGGUAUUGAGGGCUGUUUGCAGUCAAAAGUUUUAGUUGAGUCUUUUGGCUGCUGGUUCCAAAAUCAAUUGUUGGCUGUGAAUAUUUCUUCCAUGAGCCAGUGGAAGAACAAGCUUCAGCGCAACAGUGACCUCAUGUGUUGAAUUGAUGAAAUGCAAUUAGCCUUUAAAUUUGGAAGUGUUCAAAUCAAACUCAAACCUACCUAUCUUCAAAGGCUUAUAUGUAUGUAUAUAUAU
Oreochromis aureus is the source of this 1448-nucleotide messenger RNA. RefSeq names its product nectin-3-like protein. Gene Ontology annotation, cellular component: adherens junction. The record is from RefSeq and is a predicted model, not a curated record. Lineage: Eukaryota; Metazoa; Chordata; Actinopteri; Cichliformes; Cichlidae. Gene Ontology annotation, biological process: heterophilic cell-cell adhesion; homophilic cell-cell adhesion. The coding region runs from base 107 to 676 and encodes 189 amino acids. The transcript has 6 exons.